Molecule: messenger RNA, 642 nt
Organism: Neofelis nebulosa (Clouded leopard)
Lineage: Eukaryota; Metazoa; Chordata; Mammalia; Carnivora; Felidae
Exons: 4
Coding region: 1-642 (213 amino acids)
Source: RefSeq, a predicted model, not a curated record
AUGCAGACGCGGGAACAGCCCGCGGCCACGAACAGGAUCGAGGUGUGGACACCUGCUGCCACGUGGAAGGACCCUGAACACGCGAUGCUCGGCAAGUGCCUCAAGGCCCAUGCUCUGACCAUCAAGGCACCGCCUGUGUGUCCCGAAGAAGCUAAGGCCGAGGACCCAGGGUCAGCAGGAACUGGUGCCCUGGGGACAGACUCUCAGCCUGGUGUCACCUCACAGGGGGACCUCCUUCCCAAAUUCCCAGAAGCCAGCCUCGGACCCCAGCCCCGGACCUCAGCCCCAGACCCCAGCCCUGGACCUCAGUCCCGGACCCCAGCCCCAGACCCCUGUCUUGGACCCAAGUUCUGGACCCCAGCCCCAGACCCCAGCCCUGGACCUCAGUCCCGGACCCCAGCCCCAGCCCCCAGCCCUGGACCUCAGUCCCGGACCCCAGCCCCAGACCCCAGCCUCUGCCCCACUAGCUGGGGGGCCUUGCCAGAGACGCUGUGGCCAAAGAGCAGUGACCACCAGUACCCGCUAGCCCAGCUCCCGAGGAAGCUGGACCUUCUACAACUGUCCUCUCGAGUCUCUGAGAACACCACCCCGCGGGCAGCCCCCCAGGACCCUGAGGGCCUCACCCUGACCCAGACCGAGUAG